CUGCUCGUUCAGAUCACUCCAAAUUAAGAGGCUGCUACCAAGACCAGCUCACCAUGGGCAGCAACGGCACGGCCACCGCCGCGCACGCGUCGGCGCUGGCCCCGCCGCCGUCGCAGGGGAGGCUGAUCACGGUGCUGAGCAUCGACGGUGGCGGCAUCCGGGGGCUCAUACCGGCCACCAUCAUCGCCUGCCUCGAGGCCAAGCUCCAGGAGCUAGACGGGCCAGAGGCCAGGAUCGCGGACUACUUCGACGUGAUCGCCGGGACGAGCACCGGCGCGCUGAUCACGGCGAUGCUGGCGGCGCCGGACGAGAAGAAGCGGCCGCUCUUCGCCGCCAAGGACAUCAGCCAGUUCUACCUCGAGAACGGGCCCAAGAUCUUCCCACAAAGAAAGAUCGGGUUCCUGAAGCCGGCGGCGAACCUGCUGAGCCUGAUGAGGGGCCCCAAGUACGACGGCGCCUUCCUGCACGACAAGAUCAAGAGCCUGACGCACGACGUGAGGAUCGCGGACACGGUGACCAACGUCGUGGUCCCGGCGUUCGACGUCAAGUCCCUGCAGCCCGUCAUCUUCUCGACGUACGAGGCGCUGCACGAGCCGCUCAAGAACGCGCACCUCGCCGACAUCUGCAUCAGCACGGCGGCGGCGCCCACCUACUUCCCGGCGCACUUCUUCAGGACCGAGAGCGCCGACGGGAAGAAGCCCGGCCGGGAGUUCCACCUCGUCGACGGGGGCGUCGCCGCCAACAACCCCACCAUGGUCGCCAUGUCCAUGCUCACCAAGGAGGUGCUCCGCCACAACCCGGACUUCAGGCCCGUGGAGUUCGGCAACUUCCUCAUCGUCUCCAUUGGCACCGGGGCGCCCAAGCAGGCGGAGAAGUACACCGCGCCCAAGUGCGCCAAGUGGGGCCUGCUCCGGUGGCUCUACGACGGUGGCUUCACCCCGCUCAUCGACAUCUUCUCCCACGCCAGCGCGGACAUGGUCGACAUCCACGCCCAAGUGCUCUUCGAGGCCCUUCGUUGCGAGAAGAACUACCUCCGCAUCCAGGAUGAUUCGCUAGUAGGACACACAUCGUCAGUGGACAUCGCGACGAAGGAGAACAUGGAGGCGCUGGUCGGGAUUGGAAGGGAGCUCCUCAAGAAGCCGAUGGCGAGGGUGAACAUCGACACGGGGGUUUACGAGCCUGUCCCUGGCGAGGGCACCAACGAGCAGGCUCUCGAGCGCUUUGCUAGGAAGCUCUCCGACGAGCUCAAGCUACGCAAGAAAAACCUCAACUCUACUAGCUUAGCUUAGCUUAGCUUGCUUGCCAAGCAGAGUGGGCCUCGAUCAAAAGCGGCAAAACAUGCGAAUAUAUCAAUAAAAGUUUUGCUUGCUUUUGAUCGGAAACCUGAUCUGACAAUGUGUAUCUGGAGUUGUAAUAUUACCUGCCCUUGCAUGUGCAAUCAUGCAGAAA
Panicum hallii is the source of this 1449-nucleotide messenger RNA. Its product is annotated as patatin-like protein 1. The transcript is spliced from 4 exons. NCBI's taxonomy places the organism in Eukaryota, Viridiplantae, Streptophyta, Magnoliopsida, Poales, Poaceae. Gene Ontology annotation, biological process: lipid metabolic process. The coding region runs from base 54 to 1289 and encodes 411 amino acids. Gene Ontology annotation, molecular function: monoacylglycerol lipase activity; glycerophospholipase activity. The record is from RefSeq and is a predicted model, not a curated record.